AUGGCCGCGAAAUCUGAUGGUGCACCCGUCUCCCUACGAAACGAAAUCCCACCCGAGUGUCCUGCCAGGUCGGACCCGGGCCCUCCCCAGCGCCGUCCCGCCGAGCAGCGCUACUCCCUCCCGGACUGCUGCUGGACACUCUGCGCCCUUUUGGUCUUCUUCUCGGACGGGGCCUCAGACCUGUGGCUGGCCGCGGACUACUACCUAAGGAGCCAAUACUGGUGCUUUGCGCUGACUCUGGUCUUUGUGAUAGUCCCGUCCGUGGUGGUUCAGGUGCUCAGCUUCCGAUGGUUCGCCUACGAUUUCUCGGACGCGGCCGAGAGCGGCACAGCUGCUGCAGCCGCCGUGGUUGCAGCGUCGGGACCGGAGGAGACAGACUUCAGCACCAAGGACAGCGACGAGCGGGGCGCUGGCCGUGCUGCCGGGGCCGGGGUGCUGCCCAGGCCGGGCACCGGGGGAGGAGCCCGGGGCUGCUGCAGAGUGUUCAUGUGGCUCUUCCAGAGCAUCAUUCACAUAUUUCAACUGGCACAGGUCUGGAGGUAUGUCCACGCCCUGUACUUGGGUGUGCAGAGUCGCUGGCAUGGAGAUCCCGAGCGGCGCCACUACUACUGGCGCAUGAUGUUCGAGACUGCUGAUAUCAGCAUGCUGCGUCUGCUUGAGUCUUUCCUGAAGAGCGCCCCUCAGCUGGUUCUGCAGCUCUCCAUCAUGAUCCAGGCCAGUCAGGUGCUACCCCUUCAGGGGCUUUCAGCCUCGGCCUCCCUCAUAUCACUCGCCUGGAUGAUCUCCUCCUAUCAGAAAGUGCUGAGGGACUCUCGAGACGAUAAGCUGCCCAUGACCUACAAAGCCGUCAUAGUUCAGAUUCUGUGGCACCUGUUCACCAUCGGGGCCCGCACACUGGCCUUCGCCCUGUUCGCCUCAGUGUUCCAGCUUUACUUCGGCAUCUUCAUCGUGGCGCACUGGUGCAUCAUGACAUUUUGGAUAAUUCAAGGCGAAACAGACUUCUGUAUGUCCAAGUGGGAGGAGAUCAUCUAUAACAUGAUGGUGGGCAUCGUGUAUGUUUUCUGCUGGUUCAGUGUGAGAGAGGGGCGCACUCGUUGCAGGAUGCUCAUCUACAGCCUGACUGUGUUUGUUGAGAAUGUGGCGCUCACCACUGCCUGGUACCUGUACCGCGGCUCCCGUACCUCAGACUUCUACGCCGUCAUCAUGGUGUGCGUGGUGGCCAGCAGCUACGCUCUGGGCACCUUCUUCAUGUUUGUGUAUUACUGUCUGCUGCACCCUGAUGGCCCGGUCUCAGGAUGGGGCUAUAUGGUGGAGAAGGAGGUGGCUGUGGAGUCGCUGGCCUCUCCAGCUUCUAGCCUCCCCCCUGACCUGGUGAGCAGCCCCCCCAGGACCCUCCAGAGAACUAAAGGGUCAGACAGAGAGCAGGGUCCUGGGGUAGAUGGAGAUGUGUUUCAGGUGCGGCCGCCUCGGGGAGCUCAAGCCCCAGUGCGACCCCUCACACCCAGGACAGAGGGGCCCGUCAUCCGAAUAGACCUGCCCAGGAAGAAGUACCCGGCCUGGGACGCUCACUUCAUCGACCGCCGGCUGCGUAAAACCAUCCUGGUGCUCGAAAGUGCUGCUCCGGUCACGCCAAGGAUACAGUACCGCUGUCUGGGCACACCCAAAGAAGUGAUGGAGUACGAGACCACUGUGUGA
This is a messenger RNA of Scomber japonicus (chub mackerel), 1695 nucleotides long. RefSeq names its product XK related 7a (gene xkr7a). The transcript is spliced from 3 exons. Gene Ontology annotation, biological process: apoptotic process involved in development; phosphatidylserine exposure on apoptotic cell surface; engulfment of apoptotic cell. Bases 1 to 1695 code for a protein of 564 amino acids. Lineage: Eukaryota; Metazoa; Chordata; Actinopteri; Scombriformes; Scombridae. Gene Ontology annotation, cellular component: plasma membrane. The record is from RefSeq and is a predicted model, not a curated record.